Eremothecium sinecaudum is the source of this 1026-nucleotide messenger RNA. RefSeq names its product Gtr2p (gene GTR2). Gene Ontology annotation, cellular component: fungal-type vacuole membrane; Gtr1-Gtr2 GTPase complex; nucleus. NCBI's taxonomy places the organism in Eukaryota, Fungi, Ascomycota, Saccharomycetes, Saccharomycetales, Saccharomycetaceae. The record is from RefSeq and is a predicted model, not a curated record. The transcript is spliced from 2 exons. Gene Ontology annotation, molecular function: GTP binding; GTPase activity. Gene Ontology annotation, biological process: positive regulation of TOR signaling; cellular response to amino acid stimulus; regulation of autophagy. The coding region runs from base 1 to 1026 and encodes 341 amino acids.
AUGAAUGAAUUAGAUUCAAAAGCGACCAUCCUAUUGAUGGGUCUGAGAAGAGGCGGAAAGUCGUCAAUAUGUAAAGUGGUGUUUCAUAACAUGCAGCCAUUGGAUACAUUAUACUUGGAGUCAACUACAAAUCCAACUUCAGAACAUUUUUCUACUUUAAUCGAUUUAGGAGUAAUGGAGUUACCAGGACAGUUAAAUUACUUUGAACCCAGUUACGAAUCAGAAGCUCUAUUUAAGAAUGUUGGUGCACUGGUUUACGUUAUUGAUGCACAGGAUGAAUAUCUUAAUGCCUUGACUAACCUAGCGAUGAUAAUUGAAUAUGCAUAUAAGGUUAAUACGAAGAUAAAUUUUGAGGUACUAAUUCACAAGGUAGAUAGUUUGAGUGAGGACUUUAAAUUGGAUACACAGCGUGAUAUUAUGCAGCGUACAGGAGAUGAGUUAUUUGAUUUGGGUUUGGAAGGUGUACAAGUAUCAUUCCAUUUGACCAGUAUUUUUGAUCAUUCAAUUUAUGAGGCUUUUUCAAGAAUAGUUCAAAAGCUUAUUUCUGAGCUACCAUUUUUAGAGAACAUGUUGGACAAUCUCGUACAGCAUUCCAAAAUGGAAAAGUGCUUCCUCUUUGACAUAAACUCUAAAAUAUAUGUGGCCACGGAUUCAUCUCCGGUCGACAUUCGCACUUAUGAAGUCUGCGCUGAAUUUGUUGACGUAACCAUAGAUUUGCAAAACCUUUAUAAAGACCAGAAUGAAGACCGUCAAAUGAAAAGUGUUUCCAUCUUGGGGAAUGGUGUAGUAAUAUAUCUGCGACAGAUGAUUCGAAGUUUAGCACUCGUUGCACUUAUAAGACCAACAAACUCCUCAACAUCCCCUGCAAACUAUGAUACUUCCAUUGAAUCAUGUCUCACUGUCAUGGACUAUAACAUAGAUAUUUUCAAAAAGGGAUUAGAGAUGGUGUGGGCGCACGCCAAAGUUCCCGGCACUGAAAUGGACCACCGUCCACAGGAACAUUAUAAGCCGGCAACAACAUUUUGA